AGUUUUAGAUAUGGGUCUGCAUGAUGAAGCUGAAAAAGUAAGAACUGAAGCUGUCAUUUCUAUGCCAGUGAUGCUUUUCUGGUCUACUCUUGAUAUAUCAUCUCCUGUCAUUCAAAAGAUUGAGUACAUAAAGAGAGAUAAUGAGAAGGUAAAGAAAUUGGUUCCCAUAACACUUGGUCUGUUGUCAUGCCUUUAUGGAUGCAGAGGAGCUACCUCUGGCUUACAUACAGAUGAAUGCCUUUAUGGUGAAGUCAUUGUUGUUUUCUCUAACCAUGUUGGAGAUUAUUUUGGUGUCUGGUUUCUUCUGAGCAUUUUGGUGCCAAGGAUGAUUAGCAAAAGAACCAUAGAUGGAGCUGCUAUUCAAUGUGAUACAAGCCUGAUGAUUGUAACUAAGAACGGAGAUUUGAAGAUUGCUUUUGUUGAAGUCUGACCACAGUUGGGCUCCAAAAGAAUCUUGUGAAAUAAACCAAUCUAUGUUGGGGUAGAUGGAGAGAUCAACUUGCACAAGAAAUGUGGAACCAAUGGAGGAGAAGACAUCACACUCAAUAAUUGAAAUAAUUUUUCUAUGUGAGGUUGUAAUAUUGAUUUCAUUUUGUUGAUGUGUUUGUGUUCUUGUAUAAGAGUUGUGCAUGUAUGCUUAUU
Arachis duranensis is the source of this 642-nucleotide messenger RNA. RefSeq lists its product as uncharacterized. Lineage: Eukaryota; Viridiplantae; Streptophyta; Magnoliopsida; Fabales; Fabaceae. Bases 11 to 430 code for a protein of 139 amino acids. The transcript is spliced from 2 exons. The record is from RefSeq and is a predicted model, not a curated record.